AUGGGCAACAACGUUUGCGCUGCUGAGACACCCAGCAUAUCCAAAGGCCAGAAAAUUCCAGAUGUGACCUUGGACAAAGGAUUCCCACCAAAGAAGGUGCCACUCUCGGAGAUCAUUGGUGGCAAGAAGGUCGUGAUGACAGUGCCUGGCUACCUGGCCAAGCAAGCUGAACUGAAGGCGAAGGGAGUCUCUGAUGUGAUUGUGUACUGCGUCAAUGACAGUGCCGUCAUGGAUGGUUGGGGAAAGGACCUCAACGUUGAUGGGUCGAUGGUGUCCAUGUACGGCGACAGUGGGUCGAUUCUCACGAGGGCAAUUGGUAUGGAGCUGAAAGAUGCCGGGGUCAUGCAGGCUCUUGGCAACCCACGAUGCAAGAGACACACCAUGAUCGUGGAAGACAUGGUGGUCAAAGAGAUGUUUGUCGCCUUUUCAGAGGACGAUCCUGCGGGUGAUGCGAAGCCAGAGACGACAUUUGUGUACAAUAUUUUGCAGCAGCGUCCGCCGCAUCUGCCAUCGCGAAAGGUACCUGGCUACCUGGCCAAGCAGGCUGAACUGAAGUCCAAGGGUGUCUCUGAUGUGAUCGUGUACUGCGUCAAUGACAGUGCCGUCAUGGAUGCGUGGGCAAAGGAUCAAAAGGUUGAGGGCUCAAUUCUGUCCUUCUAUGGAGACAGUGCUUCCAAACUCACAAAGGAGAUUGGCAUGGAGCUCACAGAUUCAAGAGUCAUGGAAGCCCUUGGUAAUCCACGUUGCAAGAGGCAUGCAAUCAUUGCAGAUGAUAUGGAAGUCAAGGAGAUUUUUGUUGCGGCUUCGGAGGACGAUCCUGCCGGAGAUGGAAAGCCCGAGAGCACUUUUGUCGACAAUGUUUUGAAGCAUUUGUAG
This is a messenger RNA of Durusdinium trenchii, 876 nucleotides long. Lineage: Eukaryota; Dinophyceae; Suessiales; Symbiodiniaceae. The record is from the annotation of a GenBank genome assembly.